GAGUCUGACCUCCACUCCAGAUAAACCGAGCUGCAGCACAGACACCAUCCCGUCUUCUGCUGUGUGUGAGAGUGUGUGUGAGUGUGUGUCUCACAUCGUUGUUCCUUCACAAUGCGGAGCGCUUCAGUGUUCCUGUUUGGCUUGGCCUCCUGCUUCGCCACCCUCUGUCACGGUGUGAGUGCAGGCCCACAGCUGGAUGAUGGACGUCUGUAUAAAUUCAGCUACAGCACGGAGCUCGGCGUGAAUCGGCCCAAAGGCUCAAUUCGAGGAAACGUGGGGUUUAAAAUCUCUAGUGAUGUGGACAUCAGCCUGGCGUGGAGGAACCCAGAGAACCGAGAUGAACAGCUGCUCAAAGUCCAGAUCUCUAAUGUUCAAAUCCGAAAUGUAGCUGAGCGCUCACGCAAAAACAACAUCUUUCAUGGAACUACAGCAAAGGGAAUUCUGGGUCAAGAAAAGAACGAGGCCCUCCAGAGACCCUUCAUGCUGCUCUGGAAGAUGGGCAAGGUAAGGAGUGUUUACACACACAAGGCGGAACCUGCGACCAUCAAGAACCUGAAAAGGGGCGUGGCCAGUAUGCUGAUGAUGCAGCUGAAGUCUGGGAAGAUGAUGGAGGCUGAUGCAUCAGGAAAGUGUCUGGUGGAGUACAAGGUUUCCAAAAAUCAGGUCAUUCGCACAAAGCACACUGAGAGCUGCAAAACUCAGGAGACGGGAUUCACUACACACAGCCAGGUGUUGGGUGUGGCUGAGAAGUCGAGUUCAGAGACACUUAUCACUCUGAAAGAUGGCUUCAUUAAAUCUGCUGUUACCAAGGAAACACGCAUCCUGUCAAUCAACGCUCGCCACACAACCGCUGCCAAAGUGCUGUCUGAGCAGUCCCUCACUCUGGUCACAGUAACAGAUGGACCUGUGGAAGUUUCUGGUAAAGACGCAGUGAGUGUAGUGAAGAGUCUCGACCCCAAACUGGUGUCAGUGGGAGUGAUGACGGAGAAAACCCAGACGGAGUGUAAAACAUGUCCGAGUCUGAUGGACACAUGGAAGGCGGUGCGUUCUCAGAUGGAACCAGAAUCUCUGGCUAAAUCUUCAGCUCCUCGCAGUUUCCUGUCUCUGAUCCACAGCCUGCGCUCAUCCAGCAAAGACCAAAUCCUGAGUGUCCUUCAAAACUGCAGCAAGACUACACUUCCUCAGCUGGUGGAUGCGGUGACCUCGGCCCAGACUCCUGCAUCUCUGUCGGCCAUAUUGGAGUUUCUGGACUUCAGUAAAGCGAAAACAGAGAAUGUGUUGCUGCAGGAACGUUUCCUCUACGCAUGCGGUUUUGCCUCCCAUCCCACUGAAAGCAUGCUGCAGGCCCUGCUGGACAUCUCGAAAGGCAAAAUCGGCAGCACAGAAAUCAAAGAGUCAGUUGUGAUCAUCAUGGGAGCGCUGGUGAGAAAGCUGUGUCAGAAAGGAGGAUGUGAGCUGCCGGUAGUGGUUCAGGUGAAGCAGCAGAUCCUGGCAGGACCAGACAGCACUCAGGAGGAAGCCCAGGUUCAGAUGUACCUGCUGGCCCUAAAGAACGCUCUCCUGCCGGAAGCCAUUCCGCUACUCACUCAAUUCGCCGAGUCUGAGACGGGCUCGCUGAGCACCAUCGCCAUCACCGCGCUGCAGAGAUACGAGCCUCAGCUCAUCACACAUGAGGUGAAACAGGCCCUGAAUCGCGUGUACCAUCAGAACCGGCGUGUCUACGAGAAGAACGUUCGUGUUGCCGCAGCUGAUGUGAUCCUGAGCAGCGAUCCAUCAUAUGAGGAAGUGAAGAACCUGCUGCUCUCCAUCGGCCACCUGCCCCACGAGAUGAACAAAUACAUGCUGUCCAAAGUGGAGGACAUACUGCGUUUUGACCUGCCUUCUAGUAAAAUAGUACAUGAAGUCAUGAAGGACAUGAUCGCACAAAACUACGACCGUUUCUCGAAGGUUGGAUCUUCAUCUGCCUACUCCGGCUUCAUGACACGGGGCACUGAUGUCACCACCACCUACAGCUUGGACAUUUUGUACUCGGGAUCAGGAAUUCUGAGGAGGAGCAACAUGAACAUUUAUGGCCAGAGCAACGGCGCCCUCCUGCACGGCCUUCAGGUGGCCAUCGAGGCACAGGGUCUGGAGUCUCUGAUAGCAGCGACAGCUGAUGAAGGUGAGGAGGACCUGGAAUCUUUUGCUGGAAUGUCGGCUCUGCUCCUGGACGUCCAGCUUCGACCAGUGACCUUUUUCAAGGGCUACAGUGACCUGAUGUCCAAGAUUUUCUCAAUGUCUGGAGAACCCAUGAAUGUGGUGAAGGGUCUCAUCCUGCUUACUGAUCACUCUCAGGUGAUUCCUCUGCAAUCUGGUCUGCGGGCUGCUGUCGAGUUUCAGGGGGGUUUGGCCAUCGAUAUCUCUGGAGGAAUGGAGUUUAGCCUUUGGUAUCGGGAAUCCAAGACUAGCGUUAACAACAGGGGUGCUCUGGUCGUCAUGGGCAACGUAACGGUGGAUGCGGACUUUCUGAGCGUCGGGAUGGAGGUGAGUUUCGAGACAGAGGCGGCGCUCGACUUCAUCACCACUGUGCAGUUCUCCGAGUACCCCUUCCUAGUGUGCAUGCAGAUGGAAAAGACCACAUUCCCGUUCAGGGAGGCGGUGCAUAAAAUGGAGAAGUUGUCCUCUGGAGAUCCGUACACAUGGCACAGGACUCGUGAGCAGCUCAUCCCCGGCUCUGAGUUUCCUCUGCAUCAGGAGAACUCCAACAUGUGUAAAAAAGUGUUUGAAAGCAGCUGGUAGACCUGAACCCUAAACACGUCCUUUUUUUUUUGGUUUAAAUUAAAUUAAGCUUUAUUAUGCUAAUAUUUUUUAGCAAGCCAGGCAUUGGGUUUAACACGGACUUUAUUUUACGAGUCGUCAAGUUUUUGAUGGCAUAAUCUUCUCAUUAUUUUUUAAAUUUUGAAAUAAUUCAGAAUAAAACACCACUGAGGAGCGUAGCAUCGAAGGCUCAUAGUUAGCAGCUAGCAUAACCACGAUCAACCUCCCAAUAAAACAAUUAGCCAUAACAGCAGUUCAUUUGGUUGAGUGGAAUUACAAUGCUAAAUGGAGAAACUAGCAACUAACACAAUUGUGGACAAGCUCAAAAACAAAACGGUGAUUAUCUUGACGUUUCAACAAGCAUUGCUAGCAUAACCUCAGCCAUGUAGUCUAAUUUGAAAUGUACAUGCUAGUAAAAUGGAGUAUGUUGACAUUAGCCAUGUUAGACUGAGCUAUGCUGUUUUGGUUCUGAAUUAUUUUUGUGAAAAGGAAAUAAUAUUUAGUGUAUGGUUAUAUCGCCUGGACGUUUACACUCGUACAGUUAAAUAAUUAGCAUAGCUUUGGUCACCAAGCACAAUCUCACAUUAGCCACUUAGCAUGAACUAGCUACAGUGGCUAAUGAUGUGGUGUUAUGUAUAUGUUUAUGUCUUAAUGGGUUAUUUAUUUGAUCUAAACAUGUAGAUCUCAGGAAAAAAAAACACUUUGUCCAUUCCCCCACAACCAGAUGUUUACACAGAUGUUGAUUUUUUUUUUUUUGUAUGGAUGUAAAUAAUCUUCAGGAAAAUAAAACAAUUUGAAACUU
Messenger RNA from Silurus meridionalis, 3598 nucleotides. It is a transcript of the gene mttp, whose product is annotated as microsomal triglyceride transfer protein. The record is from RefSeq and is a predicted model, not a curated record. Gene Ontology annotation, biological process: cholesterol homeostasis; lipoprotein metabolic process; lipid transport. Gene Ontology annotation, molecular function: lipid binding. Bases 112 to 2778 code for a protein of 888 amino acids. NCBI's taxonomy places the organism in Eukaryota, Metazoa, Chordata, Actinopteri, Siluriformes, Siluridae. Gene Ontology annotation, cellular component: Golgi apparatus; endoplasmic reticulum; basolateral plasma membrane. The transcript is spliced from 18 exons.